Messenger RNA from Lagopus muta (rock ptarmigan), 7359 nucleotides. RefSeq names its product adhesion G protein-coupled receptor L3 (gene ADGRL3). Bases 1125 to 4934 code for a protein of 1269 amino acids. Gene Ontology annotation, molecular function: G protein-coupled receptor activity; carbohydrate binding. NCBI's taxonomy places the organism in Eukaryota, Metazoa, Chordata, Aves, Galliformes, Phasianidae. Gene Ontology annotation, cellular component: axon; cell-cell junction; glutamatergic synapse. Gene Ontology annotation, biological process: cell surface receptor signaling pathway; brain development; adenylate cyclase-activating G protein-coupled receptor signaling pathway. The transcript has 26 exons. The record is from RefSeq and is a predicted model, not a curated record.
CGGGCCGCCCCCUCCCCGUGUGUGAGCCGUGCCGUGCCGUUCUGCCGGCGGCCGUGGGCCCCCCCCGCGCCCGCCCAGCCCAGCCGAGCCGGGGCUGACGGUGUCCGCAACGGGAGGAGGAAGAGGAGGAGGAAGGCUCCGGGGGGCUCCGGGCAGCUGAGGGCCGGCCGCCCCCCUGCGCGCGGGAGCCUUUGUGUCCCCCAGCCCCGGCGGAGUGCGGGGCCGGGGGCAGGGAGCGGAUGCGGAGAGCGGCUGGUGCUGCUGGAGGAGGAAGAGAAAAGGGGGAUGGUGGAAGAUUGCUCUUUUUUUUUUUUUUUUUUUUUUUUUUUUUUUUCCCCCUUCUUUUUUUUGGUGGUCUCUUCGGCAGCGGCUCCUCGUCCCCGGCGGCGGCAGCAGCAGCAGCAGCAAGGCGGGCGAUGACCGUGCCGCAUCCGGAUCGCCCGGGCGGAGGUGCGGGCUCCGCGGCCACCCCCCGGCCCUGAGGCUGCCCACCUGGAGGAGGUAGAGCCGCGGGGCUGCGGCCGGGGGCUGGCGGCGGGAAGAGGGGGAAAGACCGCCUCCCCAUCCCCACACACCCUCCGGGAUCCAGUGUGAGCUGCGGGAGGAGAAGGCAGCGGAGGAGAGACUUUUUCUUCUUCCUUUCCCCUCAUACCCCCCUUUUAAUUUUUUUUUUUUUAAUUUUAUUUUUAUUUUUAACAUUUUUCUUUCCUUGGGCGACGAUCCCUGCUCCUCCUGUGCCUCCUGGUACCGUGGCCAGCUCUGCUUUUCAUGACUGGAUUGUGGCAGCAGCAGCAGCAGCUCCCCGCUGCAGGUUGUUGAGGAACCGAUGGGGAUUGGCAUCUCGGCAACCGGAGGUGACUAAAGAAAUGCUGAAUUCAGUACUCUGCAAAAAUAGCGUAUGGAUUUUCAGCACCUGAAGAACAAGGAAAGGUCACAGAUUCUGGAUACUGGCUGUGGGAUUUUUUUAUUAUUAUUUUUAUUAUUUUUGAUUGGCUUUUUCUCCCUUCUUGGAUGUGAGUUGAAGGCCAACAGCUGAAGUGUUGAAAACCAGUGCAGAAGGACACUCACCUUGUUUUGUUUGAACCCUUGUUUGCUGGGAUACUUUCAAGCCCUCCUUCACAGUCAUGUGGUCAUCACAGCUGCUGUUCUUCACAAUGCUCUUAACACCGUUAGCCCAUGCUUUCAGCCGUGCCCCGGUCCCCAUGGCUGUGGUCCGAAGGGAACUGUCCUGUGAGAGUUACCCCAUAGAGCUUCGCUGCCCGGGAACAGAUGUUAUCAUGAUUGAAAGUGCCAACUAUGGGAGGACUGAUGAUAAAAUCUGUGACUCUGAUCCUGCUCAGAUGGAGAAUAUCCGCUGUUAUCUGCCAGAUGCCUAUAAGAUUAUGACUCAAAGAUGCAGUAAUCGGACCCAAUGUGCCGUUGUGGCCGGCCCUGAUGUGUUUCCAGACCCUUGCCCUGGGACGUACAAAUACCUGGAGGUUCAGUAUGAAUGUGUCCCUUACAAAGUGGAGCAAAAAGUUUUCCUUUGCCCUGGACUGCUAAAAGGAGUAUACCAGAGCGAACACCUGUUUGAAUCCGACCACCAGUCUGGUGCCUGGUGCAAAGACCCGCUGCAGGCGUCUGACAAGAUCUACUACAUGCCCUGGACGCCUUAUCGAACAGACACACUGACGGAGUACUCCUCCAAGGAUGACUUCAUCGCUGGGAGGCCAACCACGACCUACAAACUCCCGCACCGAGUGGACGGCACAGGGUUUGUGGUGUACGAUGGGGCUUUGUUCUUCAACAAGGAGCGAACCCGAAAUAUAGUCAAGUUUGACUUGCGGACAAGGAUAAAAAGCGGGGAGGCUAUCAUAGCUAAUGCAAAUUACCAUGACACCUCUCCUUACCGCUGGGGAGGCAAGUCUGAUAUAGACCUGGCCGUGGAUGAGAAUGGGCUAUGGGUAAUCUAUGCAACAGAACAAAAUAAUGGCAAAAUAGUCAUUAGCCAGUUAAACCCUUAUACAUUAAGGAUUGAAGGGACGUGGGAUACUGCCUAUGACAAGAGGUCAGCUUCUAACGCUUUUAUGAUCUGUGGGAUUUUAUAUGUGGUCAAGUCUGUGUAUGAAGAUGAUGACAAUGAAGCCACAGGGAAUAAAAUAGACUACAUAUAUAACACUGACCAAAGCAAGGAUAGCAUGGUAGAUGUGCCCUUUCCAAACUCCUAUCAGUACAUUGCUGCUGUGGAUUAUAAUCCCCGGGACAACCUUCUCUACGUAUGGAACAACUAUCACGUAGUGAAGUAUUCCUUGGAUUUUGGCCCGCUGGACAGCAGAACAGGGCAGGCUCACCAUGGGCAGGUUUCCUAUAUUGCCCCACCAAUCCACCUCGAUUCGGAUCUGGAGCGACCACCAUCUAAGGGGGUAUCAACAUCAGGGGCACUGGGCCCGGUGAGCACCACUGCCAGCACCACACCACGAAUGGCCACCAGCAGCACUGGCCGCCCCACCACCACCUCAGCUUUGGGUAGGAGGAACAGGAGCACCAGCAUGCCCUCACCCAUGGCUGAUGUUCCUGAUGAGAUGACCACGCACCUCCCACCCGCCUCCUCCCAGCUGCCUCCAGCUGGUGCCGAGAGCUGCGACCCUAUGGAAGCCCGUGAUAUUAUGUGGUCUCGGACCCGGCAGGGACAAAUGGCAAAGCAACCGUGUCCCAUGGGCUCGAUAGGUGUUGCAACUUUCCGGUGUCUUGCACCAGAUGGAAUCUGGGAGCCCCAGGGACCAGAUCUCAGCAACUGUUCUUCUCCCUGGAUCAACCACAUCACUCAGAAGAUGAAGUCAGGAGAGAUGGCUGCCAAUAUUGCCCGAGAGCUUGCAGAGCACACCAGAAACCACUUGUAUGCUGGUGACAUCACGUACUCCGUGUCUGCCAUGGUUCAGCUGGUGAACCUGCUUGAUGUGCAGCUCCGAAACCUGACGCCAGGUGGGAAGGACAGUGCUGCACGCAGCUUGAAUAAGCUUCAGAAAAGGGAGCGCUCUUGCAGGGCCUAUGUCCAGGCCAUGGUGGAAACGGUGAACAACCUCCUGCAGCCGCAGGCUCUAAAUGCCUGGAGGGACCUGAAUGCAAGUGAACAGCAACGUGCAGCCACCAAAUUGCUUGACACUGUGGAGGACAGUGCCUUCGUGCUGGCUGAUAACCUGCUGAAGACUGACAUUGUCCGUGAAAACACCGACAAUAUCCAGCUGGAAGUUGCAAGACUAAGCACAGAUGGCAAUCUGGAAGAUCUGAAGUUUCCCCAGAACACGGGCCAUGGGAGUGCCAUUCAACUUUCAGCAAAUACCUUGAAACAAAAUGGUCGGAAUGGUGAAAUCAGGGUAGCUUUCGUGCUGUACAACAACUUGGGCACCUAUCUCUCCACGGAGAAUGCUAGCAUGAAAUUAGGAACUGAAGCGAUGUCUACUAAUCACUCCGUCAUCGUCAACUCCCCUGUCAUCACGGCAGCAAUAAACAAAGAGUUCAGCAAUAAGGUUUACCUAGCUGAUCCCGUGGUCUUUACUGUCAAGCAUAUUAAGCAGUCAGAAGAAAAUUUCAAUCCAAACUGUUCAUUCUGGAGCUAUACUAAGCGUACCAUGACAGGGUAUUGGUCCACCCAAGGAUGUCGCCUCCUGACAACUAACAAGACGCACACCACAUGCUCCUGCAAUCACCUAACCAACUUUGCAGUCCUGAUGGCACAUGUGGAAGUUAAGCACAGCGAUGCAGUGCAUGACCUGCUUCUGGAUUUUAUCACCUGGGUGGGCAUCCUGCUGUCACUUGUCUGCCUCCUGAUCUGCAUCUUCACCUUCUGCUUCUUCCGUGGGCUACAGAGUGACCGCAACACAAUUCACAAGAACUUGUGCAUCAGCCUUUUUGUAGCAGAACUUCUCUUCCUCAUUGGCAUCAACCGGACUGACCAGCCGAUUGCUUGUGCUGUUUUUGCUGCCCUCCUGCACUUCUUCUUCCUGGCGGCUUUCACCUGGAUGUUCUUGGAAGGUGUGCAGCUCUACAUCAUGCUGGUGGAGGUUUUUGAGAGUGAACACUCCCGGAGGAAGUACUUCUAUUUGGUUGGCUAUGGCAUGCCUGCACUGAUCGUGGCUGUGUCAGCAGCAGUGGACUACCGGAGCUAUGGCACAGACAAAGUAUGUUGGCUCCGACUUGACACCUACUUCAUUUGGAGCUUUAUAGGACCAGCGACCUUGAUAAUUAUGCUUAAUGUAAUCUUCCUUGGGAUUGCUCUCUAUAAAAUGUUUCAUCAUACUGCCAUACUGAAACCUGAAUCUGGAUGUCUUGACAAUAUCAACUAUGAGGAUAACAGACCCUUCAUCAAGUCCUGGGUGAUAGGUGCGAUAGCCCUGCUCUGCCUAUUAGGACUGACCUGGGCAUUUGGACUCAUGUAUAUUAAUGAAAGCACAGUCAUCAUGGCGUAUCUCUUCACCAUAUUCAAUUCUCUGCAGGGAAUGUUUAUAUUCAUUUUCCAUUGUGUCCUCCAGAAAAAGGUACGUAAAGAGUACGGAAAAUGCCUGCGCACACAUUGCUGUAGUGGGAAAAGUACAGAGAGCUCUAUUGGCUCAGGAAAAACCUCGGGGUCACGGACACCUGGAAGAUAUUCCACAGGCUCACAGAGCCGGAUUCGUAGGAUGUGGAAUGACACAGUUCGAAAGCAGUCCGAGUCUUCCUUUAUUACUGGAGAUAUAAACAGUUCAGCUUCACUCAACAGAGGAGCCAUGGCUAAUCAUCUUAUAACCAAUGCUCUGCUUCGUCCUCAUGGCACUAACAACCCUUAUAAUACAUUGCUCGGGGAAUCGGCGGUCUAUAACAACCCUUCUGUCAGCAUGUACAACGCACAAGAGAGUGGCCGGAUGCCCAAGCAGGAGCCAGUCUUCAGGAGGGUCACCAUGGAAGACAGCGUCAUCUAGCAUCUGUACCACACCACCCUGGCUCCUCACUGCCUCGGUUUGCCCAUCCUGCCACGGGAGGGCCCAACAGGAGAGGCCCAGCCACCAGCCUCGAGAGAAUCCUCAGCAAACCCUCUCAUCCUCACGGAGAAACCAGCCUGGCCAGGCUUUCUGCUGCACUGAGGACCAUACCUUCUUGCUUGGCUGGUUUGUUGCUUUUUUUAAGAUGAGCAGAACUGGCAAAAAAAAAAAAAUUAUUUUGCAAUUCUGUCUGCUCCUAAUGUUGGCUUCUUGACUGGAAAACACAGACAUGAGCGUGCUUGCCUCACUUCCUGGACCCCGCUCCACUGCAACCAGAUCCCUGCUGUAAAUACAGGGAGUCAAAGAGGGAAGGAAAAAAUAUACAAAGAAAUGACCUUGGUGCCAGAAGAAGGUGAAUUGCCAUCACUUGUAAAUAGGGAUCGACCAGCACACGUACCUAGCAAAGGCUUCUGGGGAAUGUUGCUUGGAUUUUAUUGUCAUGUGUAAAUAGAGAUAUUUUUUGUAAAAAUAAGCCUUAGUUUCUCGCGGAUCAUGAUUCUCCCUCAGCUCAGCUGGGGAUAGAUGGACUGGAGAGCCUGGCAAGAGUCCUGCAGCCCAGCCAUACUGUGGCAGCAUGGGAGGCAGCUGGAGGAUGAGGGCAGAGGACUCAGUAGGAGUUUCUCCUUCGCUCCUACCAACAGGGAGGACUUUCUGGCCUUUGUUCUCCCCAUGGAGCUAUACCCACUGAGGGCUUGGGUACCUUGGUGCAGGUGUGGGUGGGAUGGGCAACAUCAUCAUGAGGGAUACAAGCUGUGUUGGUGUGGUUCCCAUGAGUCUUUUAACAUUAAUUAAGAAGGAAAAAAAAAAAAAAGAAAAAAAAGAAAGAAAAAAAUACACCAGAUCGUGAAUGGCAUUGGGCCAAUUCUUCAGCUCAGUCCUGCAGUGCCAGUCAGCAAGCAGGGCUGUGCUUCAGCACAGGGUUUUGAAGUGUGGCAAAAGUGGAGGAGCCAUGAGGUUUCAACUUCACCCUGCACAACUCAAAGGCUUCUUCUUCCUCAUUUACUCUGAGUCCAACUGCAGAGAUUCAUGCAGCAGAUGGAAAAUGCUUACCAGACUGAAAAAAAAAAAAAAAAAGGAGCAUUUCUGAAAAAAUGACCCGGAAUAACUUCCUCUAGCCAUAAAAGGCUGUCACUUUUUUUUUAUUUUUCUUUUUUUUUUCCCCCAGAGAUAAAAAUAGGAAAGAUUUCUUCUCAGAAAGAGUGAUGAGAUGUUGGCACAGGCUGCCCAGGGUAGCGGUGGAAUCACCAUCCCUGGAGGUGUUCAGGAGAUGUGGAGAUGACCACGGAGGGAUGUGGUCAGUGGGCAUGAUGGGAAUGGACUUGUGGUUGGACUUGGUGAUCCUGGAGGUCUUUUCCAACCUUAAUGAUUCUAUGAUUCUAAGAUUCUAUGAAAAUCAGGAAAAGCAACCCCUUGCUUUGUGCCAGAAAGGUGCUGGGAACUAGCCAGUAAAUUAAGAAGAAAAGAAAAAAACCUCCCAAGAGUUACGAAAGAUUUCAGCACAAGAAGAUGACCCUAUGCAUUCUACAGCCCGAAAGGUUAGAGUUGAAUCCUGGCCUGGGGAAAUAUGGGGUGUUGCAUAGGAUGAAAGCUGGCUGUGAUUGAAAGCAGAAAUCCCCUGGGUUUUUUUUCAGUUUUUUUUUGUUUGUUUGUUCGUUUGGUUUUGGUUUGUUUUUUUUUUUUUCCCAGUAGAUCACUAGAAAGCAGCUGGGUUGCUUUUUUUCUCAUUGCAGCCCUUCCUAUGAGUUUUUCUCCUCAGAUAACUUUGUCCUCCUGCACCCAAAGCUUCCAGUGUGAUGUCUAGAGGAGUUAUUCUACAACCAGCAGUGCCAAUGGGCGCGCUUUGAUACUUUGUCACUGAUGGUGACAGCUCAGAGCCCAGCCCAAGUUCUAACAAAAAUGACAAAUCCCAUCCAGCCCCUCCACCCUGAUGGCAUGCAGAUUGGCAGCUGCAGACAUGAACCACCAUGGCAUGGGAUAAUGCAACCAGCCACAGCUGGAGGGAUCCAAGAUUUAAUUGACAAAGCCAGUGCAUCCCAUUAGCACCCCCAAGUCAUGUUGCUCCCCAGGCAGAGAUUUGGUUCAAGCCAGCCCCAAGUCAACAGUGAUUUACAUUUCACUUGCUUUGCAUAACGUCAGUGGACUUCCUUACUCCUCAGGCAUGGAAUGAAUCUUAAUACAUUGUAAUUACUGUACUCCUGUUGAUGACACAGUAUGAAAAACUAUCACGGAGAGCAUUAAUAAAAUGUACAUUAUGAAAAAGAAUUGGGUACCGUCUAAAAUGAGUAGUGCACCUGGUUUUACCAUCUACACCAGCUCAUUACAGCUGCCCUUGUGUUUACUAUUAAAAUGCCUCAUCCAGGCUGCU